This is a messenger RNA of Aphanomyces astaci, 3561 nucleotides long. RefSeq lists its product as hypothetical. Gene Ontology annotation, cellular component: plasma membrane. Gene Ontology annotation, molecular function: magnesium ion binding; ATP hydrolysis activity; ATP binding. Bases 170 to 3022 code for a protein of 950 amino acids. Lineage: Eukaryota; Oomycota; Saprolegniomycetes; Saprolegniales; Verrucalvaceae. The record is from RefSeq and is a predicted model, not a curated record. The transcript has 17 exons. Gene Ontology annotation, biological process: phospholipid translocation.
CAUUUCCAACCACGUGGCGCCGCUAACGUAGCAGCAGUCGGACGAGAGAAACGGAAAGAACCGCACCACCGUGUCCGCGAUACCGCCAUCAACCGCCAUUAAACCGGCGCCGGAAGCCGAAGGCGCCUCGCUCAGCAGUGUGUCGGCCAUUCAACUCGAAGGGGGGGGGAUGCAACACGACGGGGUGCGGCGCAUCUGUCCGCAUGUCGCCAUCGACACCAGAGCUGGCAGUGGCUACGUCUCCAACCAAAUUCGGACCUCCAAGUACACCAUUUGGAACUUCUUACCCAUCGGGCUGUACUUGGCCUUUCGACUGUCGACGAACUUUUACUUUUUGAUCAUUGCCGUGCUUCAAUCCAUGUCUGUCAUUUCGCCGCUGGGACCUAUGACCGCCAUUUUCCCGCUCGUGUUGGUCGUGUGCAUCAGCCUCCUUCGGGAAGCCAUCGAAGACCGAAAUCGGUGGCUAUCGGACCGAAAAAGCAACCUCAAACCCACUCGAGUGUGGCGCCAGGGUCAAGUUCUGGACGUCGUGUGGGAACAUAUUCAGGUGGGCGACGUGCUUCUAGUCCGCGACAAGGAAACAUUUGCUGCCGACGCCAUCGUGCUGUCGAGCUCGGAUGAAAACGGCGCGUGCUUGAUCGACACUAGCAACUUGGACGGCGAGGCCAAUUUGAAGCCCCGCAGCGGUCUCGCGUGCACCGCCAACUCACGGUUUCCGGAUGCCGUGCAACCGUCUUCCGGACACCUCCCCCGCUUUACCGUCCAAUGCGAACCCCCCGACGUGGACAUGUACAAGUUUACCGGGAUGCUGGAACUCGCGAAGGAAGUGCACGCGUUGGACGAGCAGCAAUUCAUUCCCCGGGGCUCGACGCUCAAAAACACGAAAUGGGUCGUCAUAGUCGUCGUGUACACUGGCCACGAGACCAAAAUGAUGAAAAAUGCCAAGGAGCCGCACCACAAGCUGAGCCACGUGGACGGGAUCUUGAACCGCGCGGUGGUGUUCAUUUUCGUGGCGCAAGUCACGCUGUGCGCCGUGGGGUCGGUCUGCCAUAAGCUGUGGGCGGCGCCGUUCGAAUCCGCCAUCAUGGACAAGCAGGCCGGCGUUGAGUCCGUUUCUGGAGUUCUCACGUUCCUGUCGUUCGUUGUGCUGCUCAACACGUUCAUUCCAAGCUCCCUCGUUGUCAGCGUCGAACUGAUUAAAACGAUCCAUGCAAAGUACAUUGGGUGGGACCGCGACAUGCGCAACCCAAAGGGUGAAGGCGCGACAGCCCUCACGUCGACGUUGGUGGAAGAGUUGGGCCAAGUCAAGUACUUGUUCUCCGACAAAACGGGCACGUUAACGCAAAACCUGAUGGAGUUCCGCAAGUGCAGUGUCAACGGGUGUGUGUACUCGUCCGCAGAAUUCGGCAGCAGCGCCAACGUGUUGUCGACAGUCACCAGUAUCAAUACCACCAACAACUACAACAACGGCAACGACGACGACGACGACGCCAAGGGUCUCAGGGUCGAGUCCACGUCGAGCCAAGCCGAGGACUGCAGAGUUUUUGGGUUAGACCAGUUGCGCCUCUGCGGGCACGACGCGUCGACACCCGAAGCCGCCUUCAUUCUGGCCAUGGCGCUGUGUCACACAGUCGUAUGCGAGUCCGACGCCGCUUCCCCCAACCUUGUGCAGUACAACGCCGACUCUCCAGACGAAGCUGCUCUUGUCAGAAGCGCCAAUUCGCUCGGGUUUCGGUUCCUCGGUCGAACUAACCGCAAGGCGGUGGUUUCAAAGGAGCAUUUGAAGAUCGAAACGGCGCGGAUGGAGUAUGACGUGUUGUACGUGCUCGCAUUCAACAGCAACCGCAAGCGCAUGUCUGUGAUUGUGCGCGAUCGACAGACCAACGCAAUCCGACUCAUUUGCAAAGGCGCGGACUGUGUGAUUCUGGACCGAUGUACCCACUUUGGGUCGCAGUCGAAAGGCGCGAUUGAAACACACUUGAAGGAUUUUGCAGGCGAAGGUCUUCGUACACUGUGCUAUGCAGACCGCGUCCUCGACGAAGUGACGUUUGACAAAUGGUGCAAGAGCUACCGGGAAGCUGAACUCGCCAUGAAGUGCCGCGAAGAAGCGAUGGAGGCCAUGGCCGGCGAAAUUGAGCAAAACAUGACAUUCCUUGCCACCACCGCCAUCGAAGACAAGUUGCAAGACGGUGUGCCAGACACGAUCGCGCGACUCCUUCGGGCUGACUUGAAGAUAUGGGUAUUAACUGGAGACAAAGUCGAAACCGCCGUGGAGAUUGGACGGUCGUGCCGAGUGAUUUCGAAAGACAUGGUCGAAAUGCACCUCGAAGGCACCACCGUGCCAGCGAUGGCCAAAAGUCUCGUCACAUUGGCGUCCACCCCGACUUUGAAACCGCGGGCGUUGAUUAUCGACGGGUUCUCGCUCUCGUUUGCGUUGAUGCCAUCGAAUCGGCAAAAUUUCCUCGCAUUUGCGACUCAGUGCGCGGCCGUGAUUGUGUGCCGCAUGUCCCCGCUGCAAAAGGCGCUCGUGGUGGAACUCGUCAAGGACGGCGUUGGGUGUGUGACUAUGGCAGUAGGCGAUGGUGCCAAUGACAUUUCGAUGAUCCGCGCGGCGCAUGUGGGGGUCGGCGUGAUGGGCCAAGAAGGCAACCAAGCCGUGCGCAGUGCCGAUUUUGCGAUCCCUCAGUUCCGACACUUGGACAGGCUUCUACUCUACCACGGACGGAUGUCGUACCUAAGGAUUACGCAGUGCAUCAACUACUUUUUGUACAAGAACGUCGUGUGCACAUCGCCCCAAUUCGUGUACGGCGCCGUGUCGCUGUUCUCUGGCACGACGUACUUUUCGUCGCUGUACAUUGCCGCGUUCAACUUGUGCUUUACGUUUUUACCCGUGGUGGCCCGCGCGAUCGUCGAGAAGACCCUGCCCGACCACAUUUCGACGCAGUUUCCAGAACUGUACCACAUUGGCCACACCAAAGUAUCCUCGCUUUUGUAUGUGUUUGCUUGUCCUCAACGUUCCUGAUGGUUCAGGUGUCGUUUUCACUGGCAACAGUGGCCAGUGUGGGGUUCGUCGGUGUAUUCCACGCGGUGGUGCUCACUCUGAUGCCGAUCUACUUUUUGGACCACCACCAAGGCGUGCUGCACGUCGACCAGUUCGCCGAUGGCGUCGCCACGUACAUUGGCAUCAUGUUAGUCACGUCCAUCACGAUCAGUUUGCAAACCAACUACUGGACCAACUUGACUGUGAUGGCGUACGGCGGAUCGCUCCUGGCGUUUGUCGGGUGCUCACUAGUGUACGACGGCAUGGAAGGCGACUUGUAUGGGUCGUGGAUACGCUUACUCGGCAGUGCCACGUUCUGGCUCACGAUAGGCCUGAGCAUCGUGUGCUGCGUCCUGCCGCCGCUCGUGCUGCAGGGGUAUCAGGAGAACUUUCUCGAGUACAAGUCCAACCCGGUCCAUAUUUUAAAACGCACCAAGCUGCGCAUGUCGAGUGGCCGCAGCACGCGAUGAAGUAGAAACUAUUAAUUAAUAAAUGACAACGAUCUUGUCGAUUUGAUACAA